AUGGGUGCUUAUGAUUAUUCUGAUUAUAUUAAUCGCGUUCCAGAAGGACGUUCAAUUUCGUUUCAAUGUGAAAAAGGGAAUCUUUUAAUUGGUCCUCCAAAGGCAACUUGUCAAUAUGGAAAGUGGCGUCCAGAUAUAAAACCAAAAUGUGUAUUUCAAAGGCAUCCAACUAUUGAAGGGCAAAUUUUGUGGAGUAGAGUUAAACGUUCAUUUAAUUUAACUAUGGGGGAAGAAAAAAUUGAAAAAUGUCAACUCCCAACAGAAGAAAAAUUGAAAAAGAAUGGGUGGAAGUUGAUAAUUAAGGAAAGCAAAGAAUUAAUUGUUGUUUGUAGAGGGGGUUUCGAAUUGUUUAAUGAGUUAAAAGCGAGUACUCCUUUGGAGCAAAUCAGUCGCUGUGUUAAUGGGCAGUGGACACCUAAAUUAAUUGAAUGCAGACCAAGUAAACUUUAG
Messenger RNA from Meloidogyne enterolobii, 450 nucleotides. The record is from the annotation of a GenBank genome assembly. NCBI's taxonomy places the organism in Eukaryota, Metazoa, Nematoda, Chromadorea, Rhabditida, Meloidogynidae.